This is a messenger RNA of Lycium ferocissimum, 3556 nucleotides long. RefSeq lists its product as uncharacterized. Gene Ontology annotation, biological process: tricarboxylic acid cycle. Gene Ontology annotation, cellular component: oxoglutarate dehydrogenase complex; mitochondrion. Gene Ontology annotation, molecular function: oxoglutarate dehydrogenase (succinyl-transferring) activity; thiamine pyrophosphate binding. The transcript has 9 exons. Bases 258 to 3320 code for a protein of 1020 amino acids. The record is from RefSeq and is a predicted model, not a curated record. Lineage: Eukaryota; Viridiplantae; Streptophyta; Magnoliopsida; Solanales; Solanaceae.
AAAAUAUUCCUGUCCUAUAGUGAUGGUAGUGGAAAUAGUAAAUUUCUUCAGCUCAUCAACGCAUUUAUAACAGCCGCUUAAUAUUGAAUAUCCUUUCAUUUCUCCUUCAAAAAAAUAAUUCAUUAGCCAUGUCCUUUCUAGGGUUUCUCUAAGGUUGUUAUCCAUGGAUAAUGAUUGUUGUUGAGGUUUGAAUUAAGUGAAGAGAUUAUUAAAGCUUUCGAAGAGUUCAUCUAGAUUUCAGAAUUUAAGUCACAGCAAUGACGUGGUUUAGAGCUGGCUCAAGUGUGGCAAAACUUGCUAUUAGAAGGGCUCUGUCGCAGGGUCAUUCUUAUGUCCCAAGAACUCGCGUUCUUCCAUCACAGGGUCGAUAUUUUCAUACCACAGUUGUCAGGCCAAAGGCACAAGCUGCUCCUGUCCCUAGACCAGUACCGCUUUCUAAGUUGACUGACAGCUUCUUAGAUGGGACGAGCAGCGUCUACCUUGAGGAGCUUCAGCGAGCCUGGGAGCAAGACCCAAACAGCGUUGAUGAGUCAUGGGAUAACUUCUUCAGAAAUUUUGUUGGACAAGCUGCCACGUCGCCCGGAAUUUCAGGCCAGACGAUUCAAGAGAGUAUGCGUCUUCUGUUGUUCGUGAGAGCUUAUCAGGUUAAUGGUCAUAUGAAAGCAAAACUGGAUCCAUUAUCUUUGGAGGCGAGGGAAAUACCUGAUGAUUUGGAUCCAGCAUUAUAUGGGUUCUCUGAAGCUGAUCUUGAUAGAGAGUUCUUCCUUGGUGUUUGGAAGAUGUCUGGAUUCUUGUCUGAGAAUCGUCCUGUGCAAACUUUGAGGGCAAUAUUAACACGGCUCGAGCAGGCUUAUUGUGGAAGCAUUGGGUAUGAGUACAUGCAUAUUUCUGAUCGUGAUAAAUGCAAUUGGCUGAGAGAGCGGAUUGAAACCCCAACAUCUAUGGAGUACAAUCGUGAGCGACGGGAAGUUAUUCUUGACCGGCUGAUGUGGAGUACUCAGUUUGAGAACUUCUUGGCUACAAAGUGGGCGGCAGCCAAGAGAUUUGGGCUUGAAGGUUGUGAGACCUUGAUUCCUGGCAUGAAGGAGAUGUUCGAUAGGGCAGCAGAUCUUGGAGUUGAGAGCAUAGUUAUUGGAAUGCCGCAUAGAGGAAGAUUAAAUGUUUUGGGUAAUGUUGUUAGAAAGCCACUAAAGCAGAUCUUCAGUGAGUUUAGCGGUGGUAUAAAACCUGGGGAGGAUGCUGGUUAUGUUGGAACUGGUGAUGUCAAGUAUCACUUGGGAACUUCUUAUGAUCGGCCUACUAGGGGUGGGAAAAGAAUUCAUCUAUCUUUGGUUGCAAAUCCAAGUCACUUGGAAGCUGUGGAUCCAGUUGUUAUUGGAAAAACCAGAGCAAAACAAUAUUAUACUAAUGACGAGGAUAGAACAAAAAGCUUGGGUAUUUUGCUCCAUGGUGAUGGUAGCUUUGCAGGCCAGGGUGUUGUAUAUGAGACAUUGCAUCUGAGUGCUCUUCCGAAUUACACAACCGGAGGGACCAUUCACAUUGUGGUGAAUAAUCAAGUGGCCUUCACUACUGAUCCAACGGCUGGAAGAUCAUCUCAGUACUGUACUGACGUUGCAAAGGCUUUGAAUAUUCCAAUUUUCCAUGUCAAUGGUGAUGACGUUGAGGCUGUUGCUCAUGUGUGUGAACUUGCUGCCGAAUGGCGCCAGAAAUUCCACUCUGAUGUUGUGGUUGAUAUUGUCUGUUAUCGUCGAUUUGGACACAAUGAAAUUGAUGAACCAUCCUUCACCCAGCCUAAAAUGUAUAAGAUCAUCAAAAAUCAUCCUUCUUCAUUGGAGAUCUAUCAAAACAAACUUCUAAGUUCCGGUCAGGUGACAAAAGAGGAUGUGGAAAAGAUACAUAGCAAGAUCAAUAGAAUCCUUAAUGAAGAGUUCAUUGCUAGUAAAGACUAUGUCCCUCAAAAGAGAGAUUGGCUGUCUGCUUUUUGGUCUGGGUUUAAGUCUCCUUCACAACUUUCACGCGUUCGAAACACCGGUGUCAAACCUGAGAUCUUGACGAAUGUCGGGAAAGCAAUCACAACAUUUCCAGAGGGCUUUAAGCCUCACAGGGCGUUAAAAAGGGUUUUUGAUGACCGUAGAAAGAUGAUUGAGACAGGGGAGGGUGUUGACUGGGCUGUUGGAGAAGCACUUGCCUUUGCAACAUUGCUUGUGGAAGGUAAUCAUGUUAGGUUGAGUGGACAGGAUGUAGAGAGAGGUACUUUCAGUCACAGACAUUCUGUUAUUCAUGAUCAGGAGACAGGGGAACAGUACUGUCCUCUUGAUCAUGUUAUGAUGAACCAAAAUGAGGAGAUGUUCACUGUGAGCAACAGCUCCCUUUCAGAAUUUGGUGUUCUGGGAUUUGAAUUGGGUUAUUCAAUGGAAAAUCCAAACUCCUUGGUAAUUUGGGAAGCUCAAUUUGGUGAUUUUGCUAAUGGAGCUCAAGUAAUAUUUGACCAGUUCGUGAGCAGUGGAGAGGCAAAGUGGUUGCGCCAGACUGGGUUGGUUUUGCUUUUGCCCCAUGGCUAUGAUGGUCAGGGCCCUGAACAUUCCAGUGGACGUCUGGAACGUUUCCUCCAGGGGAGUGAUGACAACCCCUUUGUUAUCCCGGAGAUGGAACCUACACUAAGGAAGCAGAUUCAGGAAUGUAAUUGGCAGGUGGUGAAUGUAACAACUCCUGCAAACUAUUUCCAUGUUUUGCGGCGUCAAAUUCACAGAGAUUUCCGUAAGCCUCUUGUUGUGAUGGCCCCAAAGAACUUGCUCCGUCACAAAAACUGCAAGUCAAAUCUAUCUGAGUUCGACGAUGUCCAAGGACACCCAGGUUUUGACAAACAAGGUACCAGAUUUAAGCGCCUGAUAAAAGAUCAGAAUGACCACUCAGAUCUUGAAGAGGGUAUCAGACGGCUGGUCCUUUGCUCAGGAAAGGUCUAUUAUGAGCUCGAUGAAGAAAGAACUAAAGUUGAUGGGAAAGACGUUGCUAUCUGUCGGGUGGAACAGCUUUGUCCUUUCCCGUAUGACCUUAUCCAGCGUGAAUUGAAGCGAUAUCCAAAUGCAGAGAUAGUUUGGUGCCAAGAAGAGCCAAUGAACAUGGGUGCAUUCCAUUACAUUGCACCACGCCUUUGUACUGCCAUGAAAUCACUAGGCAGAGGCAACAUGGAUGACAUCAAGUAUGUCGGUCGUGCUCCUUCUGCUGCCACGGCCACUGGUUUCUUCCAGGUUCACGUGAAAGAGCAGACAGAGCUUGUUCACAAGGCGCUGCAACAGGACCCAAUUAACUAUCCAUUCUGAAGCUGAAACUGUUCAUGUAUCCAUAGCACUGGCCUCCAAAAAUGACGGAAUAAUAGAAUUUUUAGCUAUCUCUGUGCCUGGUAUAGGCCAGUGGGAGUUUCUAUUUGCUCUUUGGAAAAAAUAAGGCCUUUUUGUUUGUGCUAGUUUUCGAUUGGUUAAAGAGUUAAACUGAUGCUUUUAUACGUAUACGUUUUCAGUUGGUUAGACAAUUUUGAUCAGUAAAGAUAACUCUCUCA